AACAAUCCACAUGGCCCCAUACUCUCGCUACGUACCACCCAAGCCUACUGCGCUGGUCGCAGCCGAUACCACAAACGCCUCACAUGCCUCGGUCCCUCUGCAAACAAAACAAGUCAAGGUGCCCAAGGGCCCAUCACGAUCNCGACGACAAUGGCAGAAAAAGAGAAAGCGUGCAGAGAUAGACAACCCACCCACCGUCUCCGACACGGACAAUGGCGACCAUGCCCCGGCCAUUCCUAGCAAACACAGCGCCGUCUAUUCGAAGUUCCAAAAAGCUGCCCAACGAUCUGAGGCUGCUAGGGCCGCUGCGCCUGACGACGACAAUGUCGACUUGGCUGAUCAGCCCGAGCUGCAUGGUAUGCGCCCUUCAUCUCAUGCACUUGGCUGUGACUCGAGGAUUGACCGUCGUUUCUANGAUUUAAUCCCGCUGCCACAACCUGAGCGUGCCCCGACUCCCGACUUUGUGCCAUCCUUUUCCUCGCUGCCACAAUGGCUCGCUCGUCCCAUCGUCGUCUCACAGUCAACCACACGUCCUUUCAGUGACCUUUCCUUGUCNAAAAAGACUCUGGCUCACCUAAAACAAAGAGGCUACACGACUGCAUUUGCCGUUCAAGCUGCCCUGCUUCCUCUUCUCCUUCCGCAUCCCUAUCUUACCCAUCUUCCCCCAAACGAUAUCUGUGUCAGUGCCCCGACUGGUAGCGGCAAGACUCUGGCAUAUGUUCUUCCCAUUGUCGAAAACUUGCGCACAAGGCUCGACACGAAACUGCGGGCCGUGAUUGUGGUACCAACCAGAGAGCUUGUUGCCCAGGCAUGUGCCGUAGUGUCUACUUGCGCUCAAGGUUCUACCAUACAGAUUGCUCUGGCCGUUGGUAACCAAUCCGUCGCUGCCGAACAAGACUCGCUAGUCAANAAAGGUCGAUCAUACGACCCCGAACGCCAUCGUGCACUCAUGGAGAAGGCCAGAAAACGCCAAUGUUUUGAGCUGGAUUCGGAUCUGACUGACAUCGAGGCUACCAUGCUCGACGAUGUCGUCCGUCUGCCCACUGGUUAUGUCCCGACUUACAACUCAGCUGCUGAUCUCCUCAUUUGCACUCCUGGUCGCCUGGUUGAGCACUUGACUGCCACGGCUGGCUUCACUUUAGAUCAUGUCGAAUGGUUGGUUGUUGACGAGGCCGAUCGUCUAUUGGAUCAAAGCUUUCAAGAGUGGGUAGCAAAGGUUACCGCCGCUUUGGAUGUNUCAAAACCCCCAUCUGCACCCACUCCUGAGAUUGCUGCUUUGCGCCAUCUUAUGCCACGUCGCGAUAGAUAUGUCAGAAAAGUCAUAUUGAGUGCCACCAUGACCCGGGAUAUAUCCAAGUUGAGUGCUCUCAAACUACGACGACCGACCAUGAUUGUAGUCAAGACAGAAGCCGAGACUAUGGUUGAUCACGAGGCGACCGUAGCAGUUGGUGCAGAAAACUUUGAACUACCUACUACCCUUUCAGAGUUCGCGGUUCCUGUUGGCGAUGGCUCUGACAAGCCACUCUUCCUACUCGAACUCCUUCGUUCCAAGAUUUUUUCAAGCUCGUUACCCGGCUCAAAGGACAUCAAAGACGACAGCUCCACCGAGGCAGCAGCCCGUCUGCACCAUCUUAUCACGCACAUUGAACCAACAUAUAAAGCCACUACAUUACUCCUCACCAAAUCAUCCACGAACCUCAACCUAAACACCUCAUCUCCUCCUCGUAUCAUAAUCUCGACUGAUCGCGCCUCUCGUGGUCUAGACUUGCCGUCGCUUACGCACGUCAUAAACUACACUAUCCCGCGCAGUCUGGCAUCCUAUGUGCACCGCGUAGGCCGUACGGCGAGAGCAGGACGAAGUGGUGAAGCUUGGACAUUGUUUGCCGAGAAUGAAGGUCGUUGGUUCUGGAAUGAGAUUGCCAGAGCCACGGGCAUAGGCAGAAGCACAAAGGUCGAAAGAAUAAAUCUCAAGCUUGCCGUGGAGCAGCAAGAAGGCGGAGAGAUGCGUAACAGAUAUGUUGAUGCGCUUGAAGGCAUGAAGGAAAUCGUGACCAGCAAGAAUACCAAGUCCAGAAAGGCAAAAGGCAGAAAGGACGACGAUGUGGAAAUGACUGGC
Messenger RNA from Aureobasidium musti, 2116 nucleotides. Lineage: Eukaryota; Fungi; Ascomycota; Dothideomycetes; Dothideales; Saccotheciaceae. The record is from the annotation of a GenBank genome assembly.